Diorhabda carinulata is the source of this 1435-nucleotide messenger RNA. RefSeq lists its product as uncharacterized. The record is from RefSeq and is a predicted model, not a curated record. The transcript has 2 exons. Bases 1 to 972 code for a protein of 323 amino acids. NCBI's taxonomy places the organism in Eukaryota, Metazoa, Arthropoda, Insecta, Coleoptera, Chrysomelidae.
AUGAGACGUAAUCAAAGAUCAUCUGAUUUUGGAUUGUACAAAGACAUAACAGUCAACCAGAAGAAGUGCCUUUUGAUCGUUUGUGCUUGUGUUAUUGUUGGAUCUGCUCUAAUUUUAACGGUUGCAUAUAUACUAUUAUUUUUGAGUGAAUCAUUCGAUGUUUCAACAACAGAUGCACAAACUGUUAUCGUAGAAUCGAUAAAAGAACCUGGAAGACCGUUUGAAGUGAACGUAGUAGGAGCACCACCUCAAGAGUUCACCACGGUUACACCAACUUCCCCUUCUACCACGAAGAAAAGUAGACAAAUAUCCCCCCGAAUAAAUUAUUAUAAACAGCAUCAAUAUCCAAGAAAUAUCAAAGAAAUAAUAUCUUACUUACCGAACAAACGUGCGAAACCCGAGAAUGGAAACAGCUAUUUAAUUGGUGAAGAAGAACCGAAGUCUGCCAGUACAAAUUUCGUUUCCUAUGCUUCACCUGAUCAACUUUAUUCUUUCAAACCACGUGAUAUCAGCGAAGUUAAUCUGUUAGCUAAUGACCAUGUUAGAUUUUCACCACCUGCUUGGAAGGACUUUCAAAAAUUUAACAAACUUCCCAUACCGAUACAUCAAUAUUACAUAAAUAAUUCUGAUAGGGAAACAGUUACGAGAGUACCUAAGCUGAUGAAAAAUGGCUAUCAAUCACAGUUCAUCAACUAUCCUAAUUUAAAUGCUGCAUUUGAUCGGUAUGUUCCAAAUGUUGACAAUCAAGCAAAACCAGAAUCUGGAGAUAUUGUGGCUACAGUGCGGAAACCUUUAUUGGUCAACAUAAACAUUGCUCCAAUGACAGAUAAUGAUAGGUAUUCAAAGAAUCCAUAUGAGCCUUAUACAGACGAAUCCAUGAAUUUACAAUUAAAAGUUUACCCAGAUAUGGCUUUAUUCCCAGAAUACCGCAAAGGGAAUCGCCAAAAGCAGAAUUUUGUCCCUUACAAAUAAUUGUUGAAUAAAGUAUUUAAAUAAUCAUUAGUUUUAAUUUAUCUGCUUCCUUAGGUGAAAUGCUAUUCUCAACUUGAAGAUGUUAGAGCUAACAAAUUUUCUUAUUAUGUUGAUUUCUGGAAGAAAUACGCGUUCCAACAAACUGGUACCGAUUUAUUGAACCAGUUCCCCAACAUGGACCAUUUGAGAAUCGAUUCCUGAUCAUUCCGAUAUUUGAACAUGUACUGUUUGGUUUGACUUGCGCAUUAGAUAGUUCGUUAACUCUCCUCCGAAUUUUAGCUCAUUUCUCGUCUUGUACGCGGAGAUUUAUUACGUCGCCAACUUCGUUUAACAUUUACAAUACCAGUAGGACUAAUAUAAAUAGCAAAAAAACAAAGUAAAACCGAUAUAAAAAGUGCCAUCUAUGUAGAAAGAAUAGAUUGAGUCGAGCAAGUUUGUACAAAGUACAAAAGGAGUUACUGAA